Messenger RNA from Umbelopsis ramanniana AG, 4371 nucleotides. RefSeq lists its product as uncharacterized. The coding region runs from base 119 to 4249 and encodes 1376 amino acids. NCBI's taxonomy places the organism in Eukaryota, Fungi, Mucoromycota, Umbelopsidomycetes, Umbelopsidales, Umbelopsidaceae. The transcript has 13 exons. The record is from RefSeq and is a predicted model, not a curated record. Gene Ontology annotation, molecular function: zinc ion binding. Gene Ontology annotation, cellular component: endoplasmic reticulum membrane.
GGAGCAGGAGGUCGUUUUACCUGAGCUGAGCCCGCUGUCACAUUUUCAUUUUUUGGGCCAAAAAGCGGGUACAGUUCGUGGAAUCGAAAUCUUCUCAAACCUGCUUUUUGCUCACAGCAUGGAGGAGGAAGAAGAAAUCUGUAGAGUUUGCCGAUGUGAAGCAACUCCCGAGCAGCCGCUUUUCCAUCCGUGCAAAUGCUCGGGCAGCAUUCGUUACGUCCACCAGGAUUGCCUUAUCGAAUGGCUCUCUCACAGCAAGAAAAAGUACUGUGAACUAUGUAAAUAUCCAUUUGCAUUCACUCCAGUGUAUGCCGACAAUAUGCCAGAAACGCUGCCAGCGGAUUUGUUCAUCCGCCAAUUGUUCAGAAAAACAUCAGGCAUCAUACGGAUAACCCUGCGAGCCAUUGUGGUUGUCUUUGUAUGGCUAAUUAUGCUACCGUAUAUCACACUAUGGGUCUGGCGUUUUUACUUCUGGAUUGGCGAUCACCUUGCUCUCAGCAUGCAUAACGAUAACUCAACGGCCACAGACUCUUUCAACUCUUCACACCCAUUAGUUACUGACCAAUAUGCCAACGAUAACACCACCAUCUCCGAUAGCGAACAUCGAUACACAGCAAGAAUGUUUUUUCUGGACUGCUUCGAAGGCCAAAUCAUAACAUGCGUGGUGGUAGUGGUAUUUGUCGCUGCUUUUUUGCUACGAGAAUGGAUUGUGCAAAAUACUCCAGCAGAGGCGGUGCCUGGACUGGAACAAGAAGAACCUCAACCUGGCGAGCGGCACUUUGUACCACCGGAGAACAAUGCCAUCUUUGAACAUAUUGCCUUUCCGCCGCAAAACAACUUCUUACAACAAAAUGAGAGGCAGCCACCAAAUGACAACCAUAACAGACAUGUCAUGGACACCAACCGGUUUGACACCCUACUGAAUCCUAUAGAGGGACAAAAUUUGGAACAAGACCAGCAGGUGGAAUUGAGACAGCAAUUGCUCCAAGCUGAAGCGUUGGCUGCUAUGUUGGAUGGAGCAGUCGGUCAACCACCACGAAAUGGAAUGCCGAUAUUGCCAUCCUUUGAUGCCCCCACUGCCAAUGCAGACGACUUUGCUAGUGAUCGGCGAUCACUACACAGCGAAAGCACAAGCUACAGUGCUAAUGUUCUAAACCAUAUGGAUCGACAGACUUGGGGACAUUCACCCAAUGGUGACUCGACUGGGAAGAGCUCUAUUUUUGGCUCUGCAAUGGAUGAACAAGACAUGGCUGAACACAGCACGUCAACAAGUACGAAAUCCGACGACGACGAAGAAGACUACAGUAGCAUGAACAAGUCUCAUGAUAUGAUUGUCGACGAUGGUGGGGAAAGUUCAAAAAAUAUAUGGAAAUCGAAAGAAACAGUUUGGCCUGGCCAGAUGGACACAACACAUUCGCCUUCAAUUGGCUCACCAGCACCUAGUUAUAUGCAUGGUGCGAAUGGAUCAGUAGCAACAGAUGACCGCUUCAGCAACAGCGCAACAAGCUCUCUCCAGCAUCAUGAAAUAGCGCAAACCAAUAUCCCAGCGCAAGCACCACAUGCUCCCCGUAUGCCUUAUCUUCAGGCACCACCAGCACCACAACAACCUCCUCGACCUGCUCAACUCCAUAGAGAAGUACCAGAACGACCCAAUGUCGAGUUCGCCGCUGGAAGACAAAACUUAUUUAACGAGCGAAAUGAAAACAAUAUGGCCGCUGCUGCUCAGUUCUUGGAUAACGUGAAUGCCAUUGAUGACGAUGAAGAGGAUGAAGGCGACGUGGGUGAUGACCUGGAUGGCGUGCUUGAGGCGGUUGGCAUGCGAGGCAGCCUUUGGUUGUUGGCCCAAAAUUCCAUACUCAUGUGUCUGUUGAUCAGUCUCUGCUUGGGUGCGGCUGUUUGGGUUCCUUAUCUUGUAGGCGAAUUAUUUAUUUUGGCGAGACCGCUGUAUUUGCUUCAACUUCCUAUCUCUGCACUUCGAAUUGUCAUUGACCCUUUGGUUGAUGGACUCCUUGAUUACUGUAUACCAAAGGCACUUGAAUUUAUCCACUCUCUGGCUUCUCAAUACCUACCCACGCUCAUGAACCAUCCUAUACUGGUCGAAGUUGUGGACGGAUUUCAAACAAUCAAGCAGCAUAUUCAAACCUUUAUGGACUCACUCAUGGCAGAAAGCAGCACAGUGACCACUACAUCCUCAUUCGAUGAACUGGCUGACAAAGUACCAAGCACCGGACAUUACAUUUUGGACUCCAUCCUCACAUUCAUUCGACAGGACAUUGAACCUUUCUUUGCGAAAGCGUUGGUUCGAUGGCACUAUUUCGCUAUUGGCCGAACAGUGAUGGAUCGCCUUGUUUGCGUCGCUAUUGGUUACAUGAUUUUAGUCCUGUUAGGUGCCUGGUAUUUGCGGAAGACUGGCAAUGCAUAUGGAAGAACGGUGGGUCGAACUGUACAGCAAGCCAUUCGACAACAAGGCAUCAUCCUCAAAGUUGCAUUUUUCAUUUCCAUUGAACUUAUCAUGUUCCCUAUUGUAUGUGGUGUGCUAUUGGACUUCUCCACUCUACCCUUGUUUGCAACGGCCACGUUAUCGAGCCGAUGGGGGUAUUACCAAUCUCACCCGAUCACCACUAUUUUUAUCCACUGGUUCCUUGGAACUGGCUUUAUGUUCCACUUUGCCGUCUUCGUCACUCUUUGCCGUGACAUCGUUCGCCCUGGCGUGAUGUGGUUUAUUCGUGAUCCAAAUGACCCUCAGUUCCAUCCCAUCAAAGAAAUUCUCGAACGUCCCGUUCUCACACAACUUCGAAAGAUUGGUGCAAGUGGGAUCAUGUACUCUGCUAUGAUCUUCUUUGGCAUUGGGACUGUUGUCUUGGUCGUUUCGCUCUUUGGUGGCUCGGUUUUGCCGCUACGAUGGUCUUACUCGGAACCAUUAUCCUAUUUCCCCAUCGACCUUCUUGUCAUCCACCUGGCUGUUCCUUCAACCAUUGGUUUAGUCAAGCCAAAAGUACUCCUUGAACAUACAUUCUCCAAUUGGUGGCAUGCAACAGCAAGGCUGUUGCGGCUGACCUCGUUUAUGUUUGACGAGCGACGGGCUGAAGAAGAGGGCACGCACCUUCGCAAAAGUUGGGCAGCUUGGUUGAAAAUGCGAAAGGCUCCUGUGGUCAGCAUUGAUGAAGCAGACGUUUCCAUUCAAGGUAUCACUGAGGAUGGUGAAGUUGAGUUCAUUCGUGACGGGCAGCUCGUUAGAGCUCCUUGCUUGGAUGGUGUACCAGUCAUACCUGGACGAAGAAUGCUUGUUCCAGUCGACCCACAUACAUUGGAAGCUUUGGAUCCUGAAGAACACAGACUUGGUCAUCCCGCUGCGACAGCACCUGGUGGCAACGAGACCAAUACCGUCAUCGUAUACCUUCCACCGAAUUUCAGACGCCGGGUCAUGUUAUUCUUAUUCCUCAUGUGGAUUAGUGGUUCCACUUUCUUUUGCUGCCUUACUAUUAUGCCAUUGUUAUUGGGACGACAUAUUUUCGACUCUUAUUUGACACCGAACCGCAAAGUCCAUGACAUUUACUCCUUCGUAUUAGGUCUUUAUUUGAUGUGGAUAUCAGCCGUGAUCAUUGACUGGUUCACUAAGAAGCAAAAGGCUUGGGCAGAUAAUGAUUGGGCGAUUGACUGGCCUUCUGUAAAGGAGAAAGUCGUUGAAUAUAUCUCUGUGACGUCCAAAGUAGCAUAUCUUGUUGCAACACUGGGUCUGGUCAUACCUCUCUUAUUUGGUCUCAUUAUGGAACUUUACGUUCUCAUUCCUUUCCGAGACCUCGACAAUAAGCCUCCAAAUAUCGAUCCUUUGCAAGAUUGGGCUUUCGGAAUCGUUUUACUGAACAUUCUGCAUGGAACAAUCAACAUUCUACCUGAAAACCACUUGCAGCAGAUGCUGGCCAGGGUGUUCAGCGCUGGUAUUCUUCGAGCCAACACUCAGUUAGUCACCAAAUCAAUCAUCGGCCCUCUUUUAUUAGGAAGUGUCCUCGCCAUAACCAUUCCUAGUCUUCUUGUGUAUUCUAGCAUACAAGUAUUUGCGCUUGAUGAUCCUGCGGCACAGUUACUCAUCUUCCAAGCUAUCUAUCCUGCCGCCCUUAUUAUGGUUGCCUUCUUCUACUGCUGUAGGCUUGGAGUUCGGUUGGGACGUCAUGUCAUGCAGUCUAUCCGUGAUGAUGCCUAUCUUAUUGGCAGACGUCUUCACAACGUCGAUGGCUCUGUCGACCAUUAAACAGAUUCUUCUACAAUGAUACACAACCUACACAUUUCGAUAGCCUCUCCCUAGCUGAAUUCUCUAAUCGUUUGAGUACGCAGACAAGUCUUGAGAAGGUUUCUUUAUUGUAUCAUUCUAGG